Molecule: messenger RNA, 4163 nt
Organism: Dendroctonus ponderosae (mountain pine beetle)
Lineage: Eukaryota; Metazoa; Arthropoda; Insecta; Coleoptera; Curculionidae
Exons: 7
Coding region: 2662-4077 (471 amino acids)
Source: RefSeq, a predicted model, not a curated record
UUAAUAAUUUAAUUAAUUAAUGCUUGGGUACUGUUGGUUUCCGAUGUAGUAAAGUCCUCAAUAAUCGAGAAAUAUUACACAUACACACAAUUAUUUGAGCUACUAAUUUUUUUUGAGCCAUAGAAUGUCCCAUGUGUAUAAAAGAAUGGAGCAAUAAAGAUAGACGGUUUUAGGACGGGCUCCAGAUAAUUCUCCAAGGCAACUUCAUUGGAGAAAACACACAAAUGAUUAAGAACUCAUGACAAUAAAUGAGAAAGAACUUAUUGAAGAAGUUUACUCAAUAAGUUUCUUGAAAGCGCAAGUUCCAAUAAAAAAAUUCCUUAGCUACCUCUGGUCCAACAUUACUGGAUGUUAUUCUAACUGUAUGCAAGCAGGUUCCAAUUAUGUUAUUCAUUUGCACUCGGCAUGCAUAAUUGCGACAAGGCAAAUAAUAAAUUUCGUUCCCGAUGUAAUUCCCAAGAUUGCAAUCGGUACUUGCGCUAAAUCAGAGUUGCAAAUCGUGAAAAGCCUAACUGUAUCGUAAUUGAAACUGGAAAUUUUAAAUAAUCUAAUCGUGAGAAAAAUCGAUAUUUAUCGAUGCUCGAACCAAGGGGAAGUAACGCUUAUUGCUUCUGGUUGACUGUGAGCAAUUACAUCCUCAAUGAACCUGAGCACAAUAAAAUAUCGCGGUUUUCUUGUUUGGCUGAAAGCGUAAUGAACUACUCGAUUCCUGUUUAAAUAAUAAGCUGCGUAUUUUUUCACAAUUUCUUCUGAAGCAAGCGAUUAUUCCGUUGCUGAACAUCCUAAUAUUUAAUAACUAGCAAAUAAGCAAAUACAAUUCCAUAGAAAAAAUGACAAUGCUUGCAAAUACUCACCUGUGUGGCUCAUAAACUCGAUUAUAAGUAUGUAAAUGAAAUGUUGUAAACUCAUCUUAGCAAGUGUUUGCCAAGAUGAAAAGAGGGCAAAUAUUUGUAAGAAUUACGUGGAUUGCGGUUGAAUUAUUUGCAAAGUAUAUAAACACUAAAACGAUGUUUUACACAAAUUUCCACUACACAUAUCAAAGAGCAACAAAUCAAAGCAUUAAGUCGCUCUAUAAAUGAGUCAAAAAAAAAAGUGGAAAACCUAUUCGACAAAACGAAAACUCAUCGUGAAAUCCCUCGAGGGCACUUUAAAGCGUAAAAUUAACAGUCCUGACAACGUUUUUUUCCUCUCGACGAUUAACAAUGUAGAAAAAAUGACCCAGAAAACGAGAAAUGGAUCAAGUUUAAUUAUUUUCGUGGAGUAAAAGCCAGCAAAUGAUAAUAACCGCUUGACGGUGGUUUGGCUGUGUUUACAUGAAAUGGAAAGUUUCAGAUUCAAACACUUAACAUCUCGAGGUAAUUCGAGAGAUCUACUUGUUUAAUUAUACUCAUUUGCUUAGAGAUUUUCCCUCGUCAGCAACAGGAUUUGAUGCGAUUUGUUUGCCAAUUCAUGUGUAUAAAGUAGAGCCAUAAUUUCAAUCAAUCAACUGAAGAAAACACCUACGCACACAUGAAUUUUUUAAUUUUCUCUUUGCUGGAUCUAAGUUAAAGAAAAAUAAAAUAACAUCAACAAGUAACAAGUGCUUGACCCACAAUCAACGCAAAACCCUCUGGAGUUAAAGAAACAUCAUCAUCAUCUCAAUCUGGAUGGACAAAAAAUAGCGUCAAUUGCAUGCUUUUAGCAAUUUGCAUUGAAGAUUAAUUGCGGGGAGAAAGCAUUUCGACGAAUUCCCAUCAGUGCCCGGUUCAUUUUUUCCAUUUCACGCUGAGAAGAGCUUUUCAACUUUCUACGAGAUUUAAAGAAAUCAUAACAAAUGGCAGGUUUAAAGUAUCUCGUGAUACAAUCUCGGGCAAUUAUGGUAACAAAGGCCAGAUCGCCGGUUCGUUUUUAUUGUCGCGAUAUGCAUUUGAAGAGAACGAACAUGGGAAAAGAGCAUAUUAUCAUCAAUAGUACGGGAUCUAAUAAUCAAGAAAAUUUUUUAGUUGAUAAUGAAUAAAGCUUCCGGAAGAUUCAGGAAGUGGCAAGAGACACAAUGUUUAAAAUCAACACUUGAGGAUAUUUCUUAUUAUUGGGUCGUCGUUGAUAUUAAUUUAGUCCUGACGUUUCGCUAGCACGAAUGACUCGCAUCUUCAGAGCUGCACGCACCCACUUAAAAAUAAUUGGGUUUCCAAUCGAUUAAUCGAAAGUAAUACUCUCUCUAUCCUUAAAAGCCCGAUUUGUAACCAAAUAAAUUAAAGUUUAUUCAAUGUUGUUAGGCCUGAAAACAAAAACAAAACCCAAAACUUUUGACUACCAGAUGUCUUCAACUAUAACAAUUUUCCUUCACUAAUUCUUCCACUUUUGUCUUUCAGGCGACAAAAAACUGGUUUGAUUAUUAGAGAUAAACCCUAGUUAGUAUUCUGUUUAAUUUAAACAGUAAGCUUUUCAACAUUUCCUGCCAUUGGGCAUCGGACUAAACAAAGAAGGGAGAGUCUGAUACACAUUUAUAAUCACAAUCUUCAUUCUGUUCGGAACCAUUUCACCGCGAAACUUAACUUUCUUCGAUUAGGUUCCGUUUAGUGACAACAGCACUUCUAUCUCCAUUGCGUUGGCCCAUGUGAGGAGCCAAACAGCCCUAAACAGCCCUUUACGGCAUUCUUGAGCUGUUUUUAGUUUAAAACAAUGAAUUGUGCAGUAGUGUUUUUAAUAGUUUUCGCAUUGCGCGCAGUGGAGAGCGAAAGAAGCUCGGGAGCGCUCAGAAGGAGCUUUGGUGAAGCCACAGUUGCUGACGGCGAUUCUCUUAAAGUGGAGGAUCCUGGAUCUUUAUGGGACAAAUCAGGAAGCGAAAGGUCUGAAAAUGGCCAUCGCAGCAUCCACACAAACUCCAACUUCAACAGCCAUGAAGACCAGGAAUUGUCGCUGAAAGACUUUCUGGAAACUUAUGCCAAAACGCACAUCAGAAGGCCAACUUAUUCUGAAGAUGCGUCGUCGCAAAGCCUGGAUAAACUCAUUCAAGAAGACGAUGCAAGUGGCAUGUCGAAGGACAAGCCGAAAAGCAGUUGGGCGCUGAUGAAUGCGCAGAAACACAAGCAUCCAUAUGAAGACAGAAAAGGAUGGGUUAGCUUGGACCCGAUCCCCUGGUCAGUGUCCAAAAUUUCAAAGUGGCAAAGCAAGUACAAGCCUUCCACUGAAGGGCCCUGGGAUGAACACAUCCAGAUCAGCAGCCAACGGCCCUACUUGCAAGAAGACGAUGACGCAGAUUUCAAUAGGCCUGUUUCCAUUACUCCUCCAAACGCCUACAUGUAUCAUCGGCCAACGGAAUCAUCUGAUCGUUAUGACAGUUUUUAUGACCAUGGAUCUAGGCCACGCCCAACACCCGCCCCUACUAUUUACCCCCGUCCAACUGCGUUUUAUGGGCACAAAGUUCAAGUGGAGGCUCAUUAUCCUUCAAAUUCCCACAGCAGCACUGGAAGGCCCUAUUCCUACCAUAACCAAAAGAACUGCAAUCGGCCAAAUCACCCGUUCCAUGACGACAUCAUCACUGAUGGUAUGCCCUCGAACUUUCCUCAAGCGAAUCCAUACGAUUUCCUGCGAAGGCAAGGAACAGAGUUGGAGAUGCAGUCGGAAAAUCACUCUCCCAAAGGAGAAGGCGAGUGGGUGCUGCUCUCCACCACUAAAGGCUACAAACCGCCAAGAAAUCAAAGGCAAAGGUCGUUGACUUUGGGCAGUACUAGCGAACCUACGCAGAUCUUAAGGGCAUCAAGAGGUGUUCGUUUAACAGUACUGCCACCACUAAAAGGUUCCAGCGUGAACAUGACCACGUCUCAUGGUGGUUUGCUGCAGGUGGAAUCCACUUUUGAAAGUGUUGAAGAAGCGAAGCAGAAUUUCGAUCACAAGCAGAACGGAUUGAAGAUCAAAGCAAAGAGGAAACGGAGAAAGCCACUUAAGAAGAACGCAAAUAAAGGUGUAGAGAGUUCUAGUCAGAAUGUUGGCAUCGUGCCUCAGUAUGCUGAUCCUGGAGCGGUCAUGGCAGCAGUUGGUGCUGGAAUGAUUCCUGCGACCAUGGCCAUGAUGGUUCCGAUGGCAAUGGCCGGGUAGCGAUUAAGUUCAAAUUACGUAAUAUUAGGUGUGACUGAUGAAUUAUUUAUUUAAUUUAGUUGUAGGUACUUAAAUAUAUUUUUGAA